Messenger RNA from Clarias gariepinus (North African catfish), 1258 nucleotides. Its product is annotated as potassium channel subfamily K member 16-like. The coding region runs from base 42 to 971 and encodes 309 amino acids. Gene Ontology annotation, cellular component: membrane. Gene Ontology annotation, biological process: potassium ion transmembrane transport; stabilization of membrane potential. The record is from RefSeq and is a predicted model, not a curated record. The transcript has 5 exons. NCBI's taxonomy places the organism in Eukaryota, Metazoa, Chordata, Actinopteri, Siluriformes, Clariidae. Gene Ontology annotation, molecular function: potassium ion leak channel activity.
GGAACUCUGGGCCCCUGUGUCGCCUGUGCUUGUGAGUAUACAUGGCUCAACUCCAGGUCACAAGUACAAGGUUUAGCUGGACCACCCUGCUGGCCCUGUCUCAAUUUACUUACCUGCUAUUGGGGGCCACCAUUUUCCAACUGCUUGAGAAAGAGGCUGAGAGCCAAAAUCGAAACCAUUUUCAGAUGGAGAAACUGUCCUUUCUGGCUAAUUACACCUGCCUGGACGGAGCAGCCUUGGAGAAGUUUGUACAGGUGAUUUUAGAUGCAAGGGAGAGUGGGGUGAACCCUUCAGGAAACUCCACCAACCCAAGCAACUGGGAUUUCGGCAGUUCUUUCUUCUUUGCAGGGACCGUUGUCACCACUAUAGGCUAUGGAAAUCUCUCACCCACCACUUACCCAGGUCAGGUUUUCUGUGUGUUCUAUGCCCUGUGUGGGAUCCCUCUUAACCUGGCCUUUUUGAAUCAGCUUAGCAAGUGUCUCAGCAUUCAUCUGGGACGCUUGGAACACAGGAUGGUGUCAAUGGUGCCUCACAAGCAGUGUGUGGAGGUGCUGGCGGUGGCCUUAUUCCUGCUCAUGGGCAGCGUGCUCUUCCUGAUCUUCCCACCCAUGAUCUUCAGCUAUGUGGAGGGCUGGUCAUACGGAGAGGGCUUCUACUACGUCUUCAUAACACUUAGUACCAUCGGCUUUGGAGACUAUGUGGUUGGUAAUGGCCAGGAGAAGCAAAACGUCUCAUUGUACCGCUGUCUCGCUGCAGUCUGGAUCAUCUUCGCCCUGGCAUGGCUUGCCCUUCUUCUCAACAUAGGUGCCAGGAUCAUGGAGCAUUUUCUCGGCCUCAAAAAGCUCCCUGUUUCUGCCAGGGAUGAGCAAAGAUCUUCGGUAAGAAAACCGGGCGAUGGUCUGAGUACAUCAGAGAACCAACUCCAAGAGAAGGAAAAGGAAAAAGGCUUCUUUAAAAUCAGAAUGGUUUAAGCCCUGUGGUUUUACACUCAAGAAAUGAGCUUUUAUCUAUAAAGUGUACAGUUUGAACUAUUUAGUUUUUUCUUUCUUGUUAUGUUUUUCCAAUAUUUGCAUACAUCUAAUGUGUACAUUAUACUCUGGAUGUCAUACAUCACUUGUGCCAUCUUAAUGACUCUAACUACAUUUACGACAUUCUAUUCAUUUACAACAACUUCUUUAUAUUUUAUGCACAUGCAAUGUUUUUAAAUUGGCAGAGCCCAAAUAUUUCGGUCCACUAUUCUGUGAUUAUGAAGCCAACA